Messenger RNA from Cuscuta europaea, 1206 nucleotides. NCBI's taxonomy places the organism in Eukaryota, Viridiplantae, Streptophyta, Magnoliopsida, Solanales, Convolvulaceae. The record is from the annotation of a GenBank genome assembly.
GUUUCAAGUUUAUUUUAUCUCCAUCCAUAUCAACAACUCUCAAUUAUCAAAACUAAAAAGUUUUUUAUACAAAUAAUCGUCAUGGAUUUAAGCUCAACCAGAACCUCUUCUCAGUAUCAUUGUUGUGUAUUUCUUAACAACGUCAUUCUCAAUGGCAUAGAAAAUCGUCCGAUGAAUGCCUUCUUCAUUCAAAUUACCGUUAGGAAUAUGACCAGUCUUCAUUAUCUUUCCCAUCAAACCAACCAAUGGGUCCUUCACUGCAACCUAAAUGAAGACCCGCACUUUUCCAAAAACCUCAUACUUUCCAUGUCCAACUUUAACAACAUGCUUUGUGACUUCAGUACAAACAUCAAUGAGGUGGCUAUGGUGCUCACAGAAGCUGCCAUUCCAGCCUCGGAGCAUCCUCACAUCAUGGCAAAAGUCACCUCCACCGCCAUGUCAGUGGCCCGACAGUUUGGCAACCUUGAGGACAAAACUAUCCCACUCAUUGUUGAUAUCACCAAGUCACACUUCGAGAUCAUCAGUGACCCUUUUCAAUCCAACUUUGAAGAGUAUGUGAACAAUCAGUGGGCAGCGGCUGCAGACAGUGAUGGAUUUGAGGAGUUUGACGAUAACGAGGAAGAGGAAUAUGGGAUUAACGAUGAUGUGACAAGGUUAUCGAUUGAGGAAGAGGAGCACACUAAUUCUCCGGCAACUGAGGCAUCGAUCCCUGCAUUAGAGAAGGUGAAUUCUAGCGAAAAUGGAGAAUGUACAAUAUGCUUGGGAGGUAUGGCGGUGAACGAAGUGGUGACUCGCAUGCCCUGCAAUCACAAGUUUCAUUGAGGGUGCAUCGUGCAGUGGUUAGGGAGGAUACAUGUCUGCCCCUUGUGCCGUUUCGAAAUGCCAGUGGGUACCACCGUUGCCGCAAUGGAUGGUCGUUCUACCUUCUAGUUAGGGUCAUUCGAACGUGCAUUAUCCUUUAAUCGUGUGUUUGGUUGGUCUUUGGUUGUAUAAUUUAUGUCAUGGACAGUAAGUUGUCCAUUUUAAUUAUGUGUUUUUAUAAUAAUUUGGUUGUGUGGUUUGUUUUUGUUACAUGUGCAAUAUCUAUUAUAAACAGUAAGUUGUACAUUUUGAUUAUGUGUGUUUAAUAUUAAUAAUAUGAUUAUGUACCUUUGUUUUUAAUUAAUUGAUAUUUACAUUGUUUUGCAAUAAAAGUGUGAAUUUAUU